AUGAUAUCUACUAAAGUAAAUCGCUGUAGAUCUUCAAAACAAGCCCUUAACGAAACCGUAGAAAGCCAAAUGAAAAGUCGUCAACGUUUGGUUGAUAUGGCUCUAGCGAAUCGUGACCUCCAAAUUGAAAUAUGGCACUAUGCAUAUUUGAAUUCAUCUCUGUCUUCAGAAAUUGAAGGACUUCAGAGUGAACUUGCGAGUUUACACAAUGAAGAACACUGUAGUAAUGAAAACGCCAAUGCUGUGAAUUCGAAGCCGAAGAAAUGUCAUGCAUUGGAUUCAGAUGAAAUUGAUAAACUUUAUUUAAGAAAUCAGGAUCUUAAUAAAGUGGAGACGAAUAAAAUUGAAUCACAAGAAAAAGGAAAAGAAGAAAAUACUUCAGCCAAAUUAUCCCUGGGAAAUGGUGGAGACUCUACAACUACCACUACUACUGGUGUUAGUACAAGUGACAGAAUGGUGGGACCUUCAAGAAUUGUUCCAUACAAAGAAGUACCGCAGCAAUGUAAACCUUCGUGA
Messenger RNA from Trichobilharzia szidati, 516 nucleotides. NCBI's taxonomy places the organism in Eukaryota, Metazoa, Platyhelminthes, Trematoda, Strigeidida, Schistosomatidae. The record is from the annotation of a GenBank genome assembly.